GUGACGUUUCACAGCCUAUAUAAUCUAGGCAUAUUGUUUCAGUGCAUAGUGGAAUAUCCUGAUUCAGCUGAGAAACAUCAGAUCAUGGAAGUCACAUCUCAACCUGCUGCAUUUGAACCCCGUGAUUUUCACAGCGACUUAAUGAGCUGCUGUGACGAUAUGGGUGUAUGUUGCUGUGGCUUCUUUUGUCUCCCUUGUUUGGGCUGUUCCAUUGCUAAGGACAUGAAUGAGUGCUGCUGCUGUGGUUUAGGCAUGCCGAUCCGAAGUGUAUACAGAACUAAAUACAACAUACCAGGAUCCAUGUGUAAAGACUGGAUGAUCGCGUACUGCUGCUUAAGUUGUGCAGCCUGCCAAAUGAGGAGAGACAUCAAAAUAAGGAAGAGUAAUGGAACACUGAAACCAUGAGAAGUGAAACAGAAGCACUACAGUCUACCUGUCUAUCGACACUACUGGCGAGUCCUUACGUAUUACUCUUGGAAAUUAAAGAUGAAAGAAAAUUGAAAUGUAAUCAAAAUGUCAUGUAGUUUAAUUAAGCUAAAAACAUUCAGUAAGUUUGGAGGGUUAUAAUAAUAAAAUGUAGUUUAAAAGAGGUCCAGUGGUAUAACUAGCACAUUGCUGAUUAUGUGAUAUUAGUAGGUCUAUAUUGUCAGUGUAAUCUGUUGGUUGUGUUGUGAAAUGUAUACAUGCUUAUGGAAACCAUUAAAGA
Labeo rohita (rohu) is the source of this 706-nucleotide messenger RNA. RefSeq names its product placenta associated 8, tandem duplicate 1 (gene plac8.1). The record is from RefSeq and is a predicted model, not a curated record. Bases 85 to 405 code for a protein of 106 amino acids. The transcript has 4 exons. Gene Ontology annotation, biological process: positive regulation of transcription by RNA polymerase II. Lineage: Eukaryota; Metazoa; Chordata; Actinopteri; Cypriniformes; Cyprinidae.